GGGCCGAAGUCUGGCUGAUGAAGGGCGGAAGUAGGGUUCCAAAUCUGCAAUCAUGGCUCAAGAAGAGGAAGAUGUUAGAGAUUACAAUUUGACGGAGGAACAGAAGGCGAUCAAGGACAAGUAUCCCCCAGUCAAUCGAAAGUAUGAAUAUUUGGAUCAUACAGCUGAUGUCCAGUUACAUGCGUGGGGAGAUACUCUGGAGGAAGCAUUUGAACAGUGUGCCAUGGCCAUGUUUGGUUACAUGACAGAUACUGGGACUGUGGAACCCCUCCAAACAGUGGAAGUAGAAACCCGAGGAGACGACUUGCAGUCUCUGCUGUUUCACUUUUUGGACGAGUGGCUGUACAAGUUCAGUGCUGAUGAGUACUUCAUACCCCGGGAAGUGAAAGUACUUAACAUUGAUCAAAAAAAUUUCAAGUUACGAUCCAUUGGGUGGGGAGAGGAGUUCUCGCUGUCCAAGCACCCUCAGGGAACAGAAGUCAAAGCAAUAACAUACUCAGCGAUGCAAGUCUAUAACGAGGAGAAGCCAGAAGUAUUUGUGAUCAUCGACAUCUAAAAUGCCAAAAAAGGGAAAGAGCUUCUGAAGAACUGAUUUGUCUCCUUCCUUUUGGGAGGACAUGAUGAUUCAUUUUCUAGUGUCUUUGCUAAAUGGAAAUACAGAACUGGGAACUUAAAGUGGGACUUUCAGAAAUGGAAAACCAGUGUGUAGCCUUGGUCUAUGGUUCCUAGAUAAUGAAUUUUUCGAUUUUUGAGAAGCA
Molecule: messenger RNA, 758 nt
Organism: Arvicanthis niloticus (Nile rat)
Lineage: Eukaryota; Metazoa; Chordata; Mammalia; Rodentia; Muridae
Gene: Tslig1
Product: zinc finger and BTB domain containing 8 opposite strand
Biological process (GO): tRNA splicing, via endonucleolytic cleavage and ligation
Cellular component (GO): tRNA-splicing ligase complex
Source: RefSeq, a predicted model, not a curated record